Juglans regia (Persian walnut) is the source of this 1873-nucleotide messenger RNA. Its product is annotated as protein WVD2-like 4. The coding region runs from base 140 to 1684 and encodes 514 amino acids. The transcript is spliced from 8 exons. The record is from RefSeq and is a predicted model, not a curated record. Gene Ontology annotation, cellular component: mitotic spindle; nuclear microtubule. Gene Ontology annotation, molecular function: microtubule binding; protein kinase activator activity. Gene Ontology annotation, biological process: regulation of mitotic spindle organization; activation of protein kinase activity; mitotic spindle assembly. NCBI's taxonomy places the organism in Eukaryota, Viridiplantae, Streptophyta, Magnoliopsida, Fagales, Juglandaceae.
UCAAUGUUUUCAUCAAUUCCAAAAGAUCCGCCUUCUCAAAACACAAGCCCUUUCAGGCUAACGCUCCUUUCCCCAUCAAGAAAACCCCAAAACACAUUUUUUUUACGGCGAAUCUUUGCGUUUUUCCGGUCACUUACAGAUGGACUUGAUCGGUAAGAACUCCCGGGCGGGGACACCAGUGAAAGAACCACAUGGGCCUCGAUCAAAGAUUCAUGAAAAUCCCAAGCUUGCGGAGAAUUUGAAUCCCAAUGUCUCUCAUUCAAGCCCUGGUCCUAGAUCCGCGAGCUCCCCAAUUAUCAAGUCAGCGAAGGCGAAAAAAUCAGCAGCGAAGAACCCAAAUCCGGUCCCAUACUCUCCACGUAACAAGAUUCGGGAGAGAAAGUUCGUGGUGGCGAAAAAGAAUUCCAAGAAGGAGAAUUUGGGGUCGAAGUUCGAGUGUAAGUGCAAAGAGAAGGCUGGUGGCGGAAAUAUCACGAAGUGUUUGUGUAUGGCCUACGAGAAUCUGAGGGCAUCCCAGGAAGAGUUUUUCAAGGCUCGAAGCAAAGAGAUUGGGGAAUCGGAUCAGUUGCAGGCUUCUGAUAGAGCUGAGACUGAACUUGAAGAGGAAAUAGAGAAGGGCUUGAUGCUCCAAGAUCUGAAAACAGGAGAUGAGCAUGAAGGGCAGGUGGAUGAAAAUGAUUUCAUUUCGGGGAAUGAGCCAGACGGUCAAGUAGGUAGUUCAUCGGCUAAGAGAAGGAGGGACAAGUUAUUGGAAGAAGCAAGGAAAAGUGUGCCUGAAUCUGGGUCUGGCAAGGUGAAGCAUUUGGUGAAGGCCUUCGAGAAGCUUCUUUCAAUACCAAGUUCGAAGGACUCGGAUGAGAAGGAUGAGAAAGAAGCAGAAGAGACUGAGAAGAAGGCAAUGAAAUGGGCUUUACCAGGAUUGCAGUGUCCUAAGGUUCCUGAGACACGGGUUUCGUCUUCUUCUUUCUGUCCAUCAGAGAUGUUCUUGACAUCAGAGAAUCUUGGUUUAGAUUCGCGGUUUUCAGUUUCAUCUUCGUGGGAUAGUAGCCAGGGAAGCAUUUCAGGCAGGAAUUCUAAUGGGGGCCGUCGGAAUCGAAGAAAUAGCUCUGAAUCUUCUGGUACAAUGGGUGGAAGUAGAUGGAAGAAGAAGCAGCUCAAGGUCACCAGCCAAAAACCGUUCAAGCUAAGGACAGAGCAAAGAGGAAGACUGAAGGAGGAGGAAUUUAUGAAGAAGUUACAAGAAAUGGUGACAGAGGAGGAGAGGCAGCGGAUACCAAUUGCACAAGGUCUACCAUGGACAACGGAUGAACCAGAGUGCUUGAUAAAGCCUCCAGUGAAGGAGAACACAAGGCCAGUAGACUUGAAGCUUUACAGUGAUCUGCGAGCAGUAGAACGUGCUGAGUUUGACCAUCAGGUAGCAGAGAAGAUGAGCCUGAUUGAGCAAUACAAGAUGGAAAGAGAAAGACGGCAGAAGAUGGCAGAAGAAGAAGAAAUAAGAAGGUUGAGAAAGGAGCUCGUUCCCAAAGCACAGCCUAUGCCCUAUUUUGACAGACCCUUCAUUCCCAGAAGAUCGAUGAAGCAUCCAACUGUACCUAGAGAACCAAAGUUCCACAUACCACAACAGAAGAAGAUCAAGUGCUGUCUGUCGUGGGAUGAGCUCAGUACCUACACUUACCAAGAUUAAAGUACAAUAUAGUUUUAUUGUCAUCAGUUACUAAAUAAUCAUAUUCUUUCUUUCUUUUUUCAAGUUUGUAUAUGAAGCAACCAAUUUAGUUGCAAUUUUGAUGCCCUUUGUGUGAGAUUAUUUCUAUUACCCCUUUCCUUCUCUUGUUUUAAAUUUUCAAAAAAGUAAUAAAUGGAACGAUGACAAUAC